This is a messenger RNA of Cimex lectularius (bed bug), 1652 nucleotides long. RefSeq names its product probable cytochrome P450 6a18. Lineage: Eukaryota; Metazoa; Arthropoda; Insecta; Hemiptera; Cimicidae. The coding region runs from base 115 to 1608 and encodes 497 amino acids. The transcript has 4 exons. The record is from RefSeq and is a predicted model, not a curated record. Gene Ontology annotation, molecular function: iron ion binding; heme binding; monooxygenase activity.
UUUGAAUAUCAUAUUGAACCAGCGUCACUUUAUAGUCCGUCUUCACUAGCGGGUUUGUUGAAUUACUCAAACGCGUUUCGGCAUCGCGCCAUCUUCAUUGAGGAACAUCUAAAUAUGUUAGCAAUCGUAACGUUGUUCAUUGUAUUAUUCUCGAUCGGAUGCUUUUGGUAUAAACGUAAAUUUUCUUAUUGGCGUCGACACGGAGUAAAAGAAUGGGCGUCGAAUUCGGUUUUCGGAAAUUUCGGCGGAGUGAUUGCAAUGAAGGCGAACGAAGGGGACGUCGCAGACGAAUGCUACAAGAAAUUGGGCGAUGUCAAAUUCGGCGGUUAUUACUUCCUCUGGAAGCCCCUUCUCAUGGUUAAAGACGCCGAAUUAAUCAAAAACAUAACUGUUAAAGAUUUCGAACAUUUUACCGACCAUUCGAUCUUUCUCGAUACUACAAAGGACACGGACACAGUGUUACAUUCUCUCUUUUUCAUGAAGUCUGAGGAAUGGAAGAAACGGAGAUCUGUGAUGACGCAUCUUUUCACUCCCAAACGUCUCAAAUACAUGCAUACCAUGUCGGAGCCGAUUGUGGACAGCUUCUUGCUCAAUUUGGACCGAUUCGCGAAGGAUGAUCUGGACAUCGAUAUGGACCCGACUCUGACUGAAUUGACGAUGAACGUGAUCACGAAGACAUUCAUCGGGAUCGACGUGAAGGACCAGUCUGCUUUCCUGAAGGCGUCCCACAUGCUCGCGUAUCCGGAUGUGCCGAGCUUGCUCAAAUCGUUCCUUUUCACCCUUCAUCCGGGGAUUCACAAAGCUCUCGGGCUCACUACUCUCAACAAGGGUAUAUACGAGUUAUUUUCUGAACUCGUCAAAAGGGUUGUCAAACUGAGAAAAGAGCAGAACAUAGUUUCCAACGAUUUAUUCGAUUUUCUAAUCAAAUGUCAAAAUGGGGAGAUAAAAAAUUAUGAAGAUAUUUCUAUGGGUGAAAUGAUUGGCCACACGUUUGCCUUCUUUUUCGCCGGACACGACACAACGGCACUGACGGGAGCCUUGGCGGUCUUCGAACUCUCAAGGAACCCAGAUGUGCAGGAAAGACUCAGGAGCGAAAUAAAAAAGGCAAUUGAAAAAACUAAGGAUGGCCUUAGCUACGAAACCCUUAGCGCUAUUCCUUAUAUGACCUAUGUCAUUCAAGAAGUGACCAGGAUGUAUCCCGUCCUGGGAGUCAUAAAGAGAGUCUGCACCAAGCCAUAUACUAUCGGCGAUUUCCGUGUGCCCGUUGGGAUGGACGUCAUUCUCCCGGUCCGGUCAUUACACUACGACCCGCGGUACUUCGAGGAUCCGCAUUCCUUCAGGCCGGAGAGGUUCGCCGAAGGGAAGACGCCCGAGGUUUUUAUGCCUUUCGGGAAAGGACCGAGGAUUUGCAUCGGUAUGAGGUUUGCGGAGGGCGAACUGAAACAUUUGAUCUCCCGGAUGGUUCUUGAUUACGAUAUUCUGGCUAGCAGAAAAAACCAGCUACCUUUCAAAUUCGACCGGACUCUAGCUGUCACCAUAAGGCCUGUUGGUGGGAUUUGGGUGAAACUCAAAGCAAGAACUGAUAAUUAUAAAAGCAUGUAUCCCUAAGUUUAAAAAAAGUUUCAAUAAUAUAUUUUUUUUAAUAAGUUUAA